Molecule: messenger RNA, 8508 nt
Organism: Diceros bicornis minor
Lineage: Eukaryota; Metazoa; Chordata; Mammalia; Perissodactyla; Rhinocerotidae
Gene: BCOR
Product: BCL6 corepressor
Exons: 15
Coding region: 1574-6844 (1756 amino acids)
Biological process (GO): negative regulation of transcription by RNA polymerase II
Cellular component (GO): nucleus
Molecular function (GO): protein binding; transcription corepressor activity
Source: RefSeq, a predicted model, not a curated record
UCAUAUCCUGGUGCAUUGGGCUGGAUUCUUCGACAAACCAAACGCAGCUGCUAGAUGAUCUAGUUUGACGUGGUACUUCUCAAUGGGGGAGGUGUAGACACACGCAAUGGGCACCCUUACUUCAAAGAACUGAGUUCGAGAGAUGCAGAUGUAGACCUCAGUGUUCCCAGAGAGAAUUCAUGCCGGCAGUCCAGUGUGGGAAGGUCUGCUGAGAGCUGUAGUCGGGUGGGGCCUCUGACCAAGACUGCUACAGAUAGAAGACCUGAGCCGGAAAUGCCAGGCCCAUGUGUACAGGUAUGCAUUGGAGAGAGCAGAGGGAUCCUUGAGUUGUCUCUGUAAGUAGACACACUUUUACCCAUAAACUUGUGGGGAGUUACAAUCAGAUACAUGCAGGGAGACAGCCUCCAAACAGGAGUUGGACAGUGAUGUGUGCAAGAUCGAGCAUCUGUAUACACAUACGUUGGGCCAAUAUUGAAUUGGUCUAAAAAUUUAAUACAACUCUGCAGACGUUGGUCUAGUUCUUUCCAGAGGUUGAAAUUGGUGGGUGGGUUACCCUGUAUAUAAAUAAAUCAUUAGUAACACUCCUGUCUUCUUCACCUUCCUUUCCCUUUUAGAGUUUGUGGUCUAGGGGAUCCUCUAGUUACAUUUAAACUGCAAACCCAUAUUGGUCUGGCCUGGGAAUGAGCUACAUUACAGGCAAAACAAGAAUGUAAGUAGAGGGGAGGUGUAUGUGUUAGACAGGAAUGCUCAGAUUAAGAUGUGGGCCUGGAUGACAUGUGCCGAGACAAAUCAAGACACUUGGGUUCCAAUGCCCACGUGGAACAAGAGAUACAUAAGAGAUAAAGAACUGGCCAGGAGGAAUGUAAACAUGGAUAUGCAAAUAGAGAGACCUAUGGCGAUAUUCUAAGAGAAAAUCCCAGACUUUAUUGAGCUGGAAACUGGGGGCUGAAUUUCUGUAAGUAGGUUCCAGAGACAAAAGCCCAUUUAAAGGUGUGAAGAGGGUCACUUGGAAACACAAAAAGCAUUCAUAUGCAUACAUCCAUGCUUAGAUACAUGGGCUGAAUGACAAAAACUCCUCAAUGCCUGAUGAAGACUGUCCUGCCGAGUGAAACCCGACGUGGGCAAGGAAGUGUGGGCCACACAACCACAUUCAAACACUCAUUCACAGGGAAAUGCAUCCUUGGCUAGAAGGAAACUGAGGGCAGAGCCGCCUAGCUGAGGGUGGAUGGCUCUCAAUUAGUAAGAUUACUUCUGGUUACAGUUUCUUGCCGUCUAGAGCAGGAGAGAGGGUAAGUGUUGAUCAGGUAGGAGGAAUUCUAAGAAAUUUUGAGUUCUUAACCUUCAGUGGAUGAAUGGUGGAGGAAAAAGAAAGGAGUAGCUUUCCACUUUGGGUCAGGAGGAAUGGAUGUUGCCUUGCUCCAAGUCCUGUUUGCAGAGGUGGCUCAGGGCCUAGUGGACUGAUAAAGACAGAACCAAAAGAAGUGCGAAGUUCGGCCUCUGGGAAGAAUAAAGGGGACGUAUGCUUUCAUUUUGACUAGACGCUUGAAGAAAAGCUGCCAUCCAAGAAGACGACAUGCUUUCAGCAACCCCCCUGUAUGGGAACGUUCACAGCUGGAUGAACAGCGAGAGGGUCCGCAUGUGUGGGAUCAACGAAGACAGGAAAAUUCCCGUAAAUGAUGGUGAUGCUUCAAAGACCAGACUGGAACUAAGGGAAGAAAAUCCCUUGAACCACAACGUGGUGGACGCAACUACAGCCCAUCGGAUCGAUGGCCUGGCAGCGCUGAGCAUGGACCGCACUGGUCUUAUCCGGGAAGGGCUGCGCGUCCCUGGCAACAUCGUCUAUUCUAGCUUGUGUGGACUGGGCUCAGAGAAAGGUCGGGAGGCCGCCACAAGCACUCUAGGUGGUCUUGGGUUUUCCUCCGAAAGAAAUCCAGAGAUGCAGUUCAAACCCAAUACACCUGAGACAGUGGAGGCCUCCACUGUCUCUGGAAAACCCCCAAAUGGCUUCAGUGCUAUAUACAAAACGCCACCUGGAAUACAAAAAAGUGCUGUACCGACAGCAGAAACACUGGGCUUGGACAGGCCUGCCAGUGACAAGCAGAGCCCUCUCAACAUCAAUGGUGCUAGCUACCUGCGGCUGCCCUGGGUCAAUCCUUACAUGGAAGGUGCCACGCCAGCCAUCUACCCUUUCCUUGACUCGCCAAAUAAGUAUUCACUGAACAUGUACAAGGCCUUGCUACCUCAGCAGUCCUACAGCUUGGCCCAGCCGCUGUAUUCUCCGGUCUGCACCAACGGGGAGCGCUUUCUCUACCUGCCGCCACCCCACUACGUCAGUCCGCACAUCCCGUCAUCCCUGGCUUCGCCCAUGAGGCUCUCGACGCCUUCCGCCUCCCCAGCCAUCCCACCUCUGGUCCACUGUGCAGACAAAAGCCUGCCCUGGAAGAUGGGCGUCAGUCCUGGGAACCCUGUCGAUUCCCAUGCCUAUCCCCACAUCCAGAACAGUAAACAGCCUAGGGUGCCCUCUGCCAAGGCGGUCACCAGUGGCCUGCCAGGGGACACAGCUCUCCUGUUGCCCCCCUCGCCUCGGCCUUCACCCCGAGUCCACCUUCCCUCCCAGCCUGCUGCAGACACCUACUCCGAAUUCCACAAGCACUACGCCAGGAUCUCCACAUCUCCCUCGGUCACUCUGUCGAAGUCAUACAUGACGGUCAGCAGCGAGUUCCCCGCGGCCAGGCUCUCCAACGGCAAGUAUCCGAAGGCUCCAGAAGGGGCUGAAAGUGCCCAGCCAGUUCCUGGGCACACCCGGAAAACAGUGGGUCAAGACAGAAAAGAUGGCGGCUCACCUCCUCUGUUGGAGAAGCAGACGGUUACCAAAGACGUCACCGAUAAGCCACUAGACUUGUCUUCUAAAGUGGUGGAUGUAGAUGCUUCUAAAGCUGACCACAUGAAAAAGAUGGCGCCCACAGUCCUGGUUCACAGCAGAGCUGGAAGUGGCUUAGUGCUCUCCGGAAGUGAGAUUCCAAAAGAAACAUUAUCUCCUCCAGGAAACGGCUGUGCUCUCUAUAGAUCUGAAAUCAUUAGCACAGCUCCCUCGUCCUGGGUGGUGCCCGGGCCAAGUCCUAACGAAGAGAACAAUGGCAAAGGCAUGCCGCUGAAAAACAAGGCCUUGGAUUGGGCGAUACCACAGCAGCGGAGUUCUUCAUGUCCGCGCAUGGGUGGCACAGAGGCCGUGGUCACUAACGUUUCGGGGUCGGUGUCGAGUGCAGGCCGCCCAGCCUCCGCGUCGCCAGCCCCAAAUGCCAAUGCAGAUGGCAGCAAGACCAGCAGGAGCUCUGUGGACACCACACCAUCGGUCAUUCAGCACGUGGGCCAGCCCCCGACCACGCCUGCCAAGCACAGCGGCAGCACCAGCAGCAAGGGCACCAAAGCCAGCAACCCAGAACCGAGCUUCAAAGCAAAUGAGAAUGGCCUGCCGCCAAGUUCAAUAUUUCUAUCUCCAAAUGAGGCGUUCAGGUCCCCACCAAUUCCCUACCCCAGGAGUUACCUCCCUUACCCAGCGCCUGAGGGCAUUGCUAUAAGUCCCCUCUCCUUACAUGGCAAGGGACCUGUCUACCCUCACCCAGUUUUGUUGCCCAAUGGCAGUCUCUUUCCUGGGCACCUUGCCCCUAAGCCUGGACUGCCCUACGGGCUGCCCACAGGCCGGCCGGAGUUCGUGACCUACCAAGAUGCACUGGGGUUGGGCAUGGUGCACCCCAUGUUGAUACCUCACACUCCCAUAGAGAUCACUAAAGAGGAGAAACCCGAGAGGAGGUCUCGGUCCCACGAGAGAGCCCGUUAUGAGGACCCAACCCUCCGGAACCGGUUUUCUGAGAUGUUGGAAGCCAGCAGCACCAAGUUACACCCAGAAGUUCCUGCGGACAAGAACCUAAAGCCGAACCCCAGCUGGAAUCAAGGGAAAACUGUCGUCAAGAGCGACAAGCUUGUCUAUGUAGACCUUCUCCGGGAAGAGCCAGAUGCUAAACCCGACGCCAACGUGUCCAAACCCGGCUUCACAGCUGAGAGUGUUGGCCAGAGCGCUGAGCCUGCCAAGCCCCCGACUGACCCGGCCCUGCAGCCACACCGCGACUUCAUCGCCCUGAGAGAGGAGUUGGGGCGCAUCAGUGACUUCCACGAAGCUUAUACUUUCAAACAGGCUCCGGGCCAGUCAGUCUUCAGCUUAAGCAAGGAGAAUGUUUCAGCGGGAACCAACAAGGAGAACCUGGGGGUGCCAGUCUCGACUCCAUUCCUGGAGCCAAGUCUGGGGAGCGAUGGCCCUGCAGUAACUUUUGGUAAAACCCCAGAGGAUCCCAAACCAUUUUGUGUGGGCACUGCCCCACCGAGUGUGGACGUCACCCCCACCUAUACCAAAGAUGGAGCUGAUGAGGCAGAAUCAAGUGAUGGCAAAGUUCUGAAACCGAAGCCAUCUAAGCUGGCAAAGAGAAUCGCCAACUCUGCUGGUUACGUGGGUGACCGAUUCAAGUGUGUCACUACCGAACUGUAUGCCGAUUCUAGUCAGCUCAGCCGAGAGCAGCGGGCAUUGCAGAUGGAAGGAUUACAAGAGGACAGUAUUUUAUGUCUACCUGCUGCUUACUGUGAGCGUGCAAUGAUGCGCUUCUCAGAGUUGGAGAUGAAAGAGAGAGAAGGUGGCCACCCGACGACCAAAGACUCCGAGGUGUGCAAAUUCAGCCCCACUGACUGGGAAAGGUUGAAAGGAAAUCAGGACAAAAAGCCAAAGUCGGUCGCCCUGGAGGAGGCCGUUGCUGACCAGAACGACGGUGAGAGAUGCGAGGAUAGUGCUGGAAACAAACAGGAUCCCUUCGAAGCCCCGGAGGACAAAGACCUUCCUGUGGAGAACUACUUUGUGGACAGGCAGCCCGUGAGCGAGCCGCCCGCUGACCAGGCGGCCACGGACAUGCCACACGACCCCACCCUCCAGCUGGAAAAAAAGCGUAAAAUCUCAGAUGACAGCAAGCACACUGACACUACUACGGAAGAGCUGCCAGAGGACCCUCUGCUGAAAAUCAAGCGAAAACGGGUCUCCAAAGAUGACUGGCCUGAGAGGGAAAUGACAAACAAUUCCUCUAACCACUUAGAAGACCCACAUUAUAGUGAGCUGACCAACCUGAAGGUGUGCAUUGAAUUAACAGGGCUUCAUCCCAAAAAACAACGCCACUUGCUGCACCUUAGAGAACGUUGGGAGCAGCAGGUGUCAGAGAGCAAACCUGGCCGGCAGGGCAGGAAGGAAGUGACCCAGGCAAUUCAGCCUAGGGCUGUUACCCAGGGCACUAACAUCUCCGAAGAGAAACCCGGCCGGAAAGGAACGGAGGCUAGAGGCAACAGAAGCUGGUUGGAAGAGCCCCUCAAAUCCAGUGACAAUGAACAAGGCUUGCCUGUGUUCUCCGGCUCUCCGCCCAUGAAGAGCCUUUUAUCCACCAAUGCAAGCGGCAAAAAGCAGACUCAGCCAAGCUGCACGCCAGCUUCAAGGCCGUCUGCCAAACGGCAAAAAAUUGAAGAAAGCCAGAAGACAGAUGUGCUGUGCACAGACGAAGAGGAGGAUUGCCAGGCUGCCUCUCUGCUGCAAAAAUACACCGGCACCAGCGAGAAACCAUCCGGGAAGAGACUGUGCAAAACCAAGCAUUUGAUCCCUCAGGAGCCCAGGCGGGGCUUGUCGCUGACAGGGGACUACUAUUUGGAGAAUGCUGAUGGCAAGGGGACCGUCCGGAGAUUCAGAAAGCGGACCGAGCCCAGUUCCCACUGCGAUCUGUCACCAGCCAAGCAGGACCAGAAGACCUUCGACCGCUUGCAACAAUUGCUGCCAGCUUCCCAGUCCUCGCAGCUGCCGCGCUCAAGCUCCCCUCCAGAGACCUCCCAGUCGCGCCCAAUGCCGCCCGAAGCUCGGAGACUUAUUGUUAAUAAGAACGCCGGUGAGACCCUCCUGCAGCGGGCCGCCAGGCUGGGCUACGAGGAGGUAGUCUUGUACUGCCUGGAGAACAAGAUCUGUGAUGUGAACCAUCGGGAUAAUGCGGGUUACUGUGCCCUGCAUGAGGCCUGUGCCCGAGGGUGGCUCAACAUCGUAGGACAUCUCCUGGAGUAUGGCGCUGAUGUCAACUGCAGUGCCCAGGAUGGAACCAGGCCUCUCCAUGAUGCCGUUGAGAACGAUCACUUAGAGAUUGUCCGCUUGCUCCUCUCCUAUGGUGCUGACCCCACUUUGGCUACGUACUCAGGUAGAACCAUCAUGAAAAUGACUCACAGCGAACUCAUGGAAAAGUUUUUAACAGACUACUUAAAUGACCUUCAGGGCCACAGUGACGAUGACGCCAAUGGCUCUUGGGAGUUCUAUGGCAGCUCUGUGUGUGAACCACCUAAUGAAAGCGGGUGUGAUGUCCUAGCAAACCCGCCGGGACCGGAGGACCAGGAUGAUGAUGAUGAGGCCUACAGCGAUGUGUUUGAAUUUGAAUUCUCAAAAAGCCCCCUCUUACCAUGUUACAACGUCCAAGUGUCUGUCACUCAGGGGCCCCGAAACUGGCUGUUGCUUUCGGAUGUGCUUAAGAAACUGAAAAUGUCCUCUCGCAUAUUCCGCUGCAAUUUCCCCAAUGUGGAAAUUGUCAACAUCACAGAGGCGGAGUUUUACCGCCAGGUUUCAGCGAGUCUCUUGUUCUCUUGCUCCAAAGACCUGGAAGCCUUCAAUCCUGAAAGCAAUGAGCUCGUACAUUUGGUGGAGUUCACUAAUGAGCUCCAGACUCUGCUGGGCUCAUCGGUGGAAUGGCUACACCCCAAUGACAUGGUCUCAGAUGACUACUGGUGAGCUCGCCGGGCCCGCUGUGUACAGUGUGUUAUAGUGUUAAUCCUUGUGCAUAUGUGUCAUAAUACGACUAUUUCUGUAAAGAAAGGACACUAUUACAUAUGAAAAUAUCUCUUCUUUAUAUAAGAGAAAUGACUCCAGUCGGAAGGACUUAGAAACAUGUUUUUUUCUUUUUAAACUUUUAAGUCAGUUUUUAUGAAGUUGUUAUAAUGUUUCUUUACUUUUCGAUGCACACAUGCUUUGGGAUAUGUUUGUUUUUACUUGGAACAUUUGUUUCUUUUCUUUUCUUUUCUUUUUUAAGGAAAAAAAAUGAGGAAAAGGAGCUCCAUGCUUUGACUUAAUUUCAUACAAAGCUCUGAUGACAGAGGCUGUAACUGUUGAGUGUGGUCAGAACCGUGUGGUUGGUUUUGGGGGGGUCGAAUUUGGUGAAGGCACUUGGUGAUGCUGUAACGUUAUGUUUUGUUUACAGAGUACCUGCUCAGGCCAGGUCAAUGCUAUUGGAUGUAAUCCAGUAGUGUGUAAUAUAAAUUCAAACCAUAUCCACACACAACAACUAAUUGUAUGAAACUUUUAUAUCCUAAUUUAAAAGCUGUGAAAUUAGUUUUCACGCAUCAAACCGGAUUGUUUAUAUGUUUAAACAUUUUAUGCUCUUAUUUAAAGAAGACUUUGAGCUAUUUUUUUCUGUACCCUGUAAAAUAUUGAAAACUAACAUAAUAUGUUGAGGUUGCUUGAAAAUGUACAUAAAACUAAAAUUUUCUGAAUUGUGUGUUUAUGUUUGAAAUCUGUGUUUUAACUUUGUAAGUAAAUUCUCUGCCUUUGUAUUUAUAUUUUACAAAAAUUUUCUUAAAAGGCAAUAAACCUGUUGAGGAAAGGAGAAAAUUGAAGUUCCUGUGUCCUAUGUAUUCCUAAAACGUUGUCAUGGAUUUUUUUUUAAAGUGAUGUCGAUGGUCAAUUCCCUAUGGAUGACUUUAGGGCAAUUUAUAGACUCUAUAAAUCAAAGCAGACUGCAGUAUUUCAGGGGAGUUAUACUCAGAAUACGAUUUGGAGUCCUAUCCUGAAAGCUCAACUUGUGGACAUAGAUUUUGAUGUCUUUCAGGUCCUUCUCUUCCCCACCUCCUUUGAUGCCCUAGUAGGCUUUCACAUUGCCUUUGGCCUUGACCGACUACAGAAGCUCCAUCAUGGUCAACCCUUUAUCUUCAGAAGUGCUUUUUUCAGAAACAGGGCUUUUAUUGUGUCAUUUUUCUCUUCAGACCUCAUGUUUUUCUGUUACCUUUUAGGAUCAAGUCCAAACCCACUUGUCUCCAUAGUCAAGGCCUGUAGCUUCGACCACUCUGCUACUCCACUGCCCUUACUUUUUUCAGCAGUAUCCCUGUGGGUACGGUCCAUUGGCACUCAGUUUUCAUCCCACAUCCUUUUAUGUCCUUCCUUCGUUGCAGAGGCUAGAAAGCUGAAAACUACUGGACUCCCUUGCAGCUAGGUUUCUGAAUGCCUGUUCAGUUUGGAAGGCAGAGUGAGGUAGAGGCAUCUUCCUGCUCUAGUGGCUGCUGAUAAGAAAGGUCAGGGAGACAUGCCUGCCAGUUGGAGUGACUAGACCAGCCUUCCAACAUCAGGUCUUCAGCUUGGUAGGUGAUGAGAAGCAGUAGUGGUUGUGGCAGCAGUUUUCUGAU